AAACAGGUCUCGGAGGGGAAGGUCGUGUCGCUCGCAUUUCUGUUGUCGCCAUAAAAAGACUUUGGAAGGAAGAUAUCGUGUUGCGGUGGUGGUAAGAGCACGCACUCUGUAUCAACCACCACUACUUUGUCGCAACGACUCCCAUUUCAUAACACCAAUCUCAUCAACCAAUGUCACAGUGGAGCAGUUCUGGGGCUGACUGAUUUUCACAACAACUGCUCAUAAGUGCAGGGUCAAAACUAUUUUGUGACACUGACUCGCCUUGGUUUUAUUACUUUACAUUGUUACAUAAUAUCAGUAAGCAAUUUAUUAAAGCGUGCAACAUUUUGGUGAAAAUUUUAAAAAAAGUUGACUUAUCUAUCAACUUGUUUUUUCGUGAACAUAUCGUUUGAAAAACGGUUCUUGCAAAAAGGAGUGAAAUUGAUUUGAAAAAAAUUAAUUUGUUGACGUUAAAUAUUUAAUCGGUGUUGUGGUGAAAGUAAAAAAAAACUUGACAAGGAUCUCAUCUUAAUCGGAUCUAAUAUACAAGAUCCUUCAUCAUCUUCGCCUCAAGAUCAAUUAAUCAAAGAGUCAACAAACGAACAAACAAACUCACCACCACUUUGCCCCGAGUUGAAGUGCUAUUCAGCCAUAAUAAGCUCAUAAGUCCCUGAAGCUGGGAUAAACAGUGGAAGGAGAAAAACACAUCAUAUUGUGAAAUCUGGUGGUCGUGUUCUUCAUACAAAAGUUGUAGGUUAUAUGAACAUACGGAAAAAUCUACUCUGUAUCUAUCUAGCCAUUCUUCUAAAGGACAUCCAAUAAUUCAAUCGCCAUCUCAAUCGCCACCGCCGCCGCCGCCAACACCACACGAGCAGAACCAGAAGCUCGACAGUAAUAACAAUAAUAAUACAAGUGCCUGCAUACAACUAUUAUUGGACAAAGGGCGAGAGGAGACUGGAGUGUUACAUCUGUAUCUCAGCCAGAAGGAGCAGUGUCGGUCCGUGUGUAUCCAUUCCACAUCAACAACCAUCCACCGCAACCAGGAGCAUCUUGCUGUAGGCACAAUUGCUUCUUCUUCUCGCGUCGACUAAUAAGUCCAGCAGCAGCGGAGGCAGUUUGGGAAACUUUCCCCGGAGAUUUUCCUCUCAGAGCUUUCCUGGUGUUGGAUUGGACCAGGAUCAACAGCACUCUGGGAAUAGUGCCACUAAUUGUAAUCAGAUCAACAUGUCUAGUGUGUCUAGUGGAGUGUCCUCUUCCUCCAUUUUCGGGGGACUGUGUUCCGGCAAUAGUCGAAGACCCUCAAUGUUCACAGCCAAGUAUCGCAUGAGGGAGGAACGAAAAAAGGUGCUGAAGAUGUCGAUGGGCAAAGUGAAACGGAUCGAGGACCCCGAAAGUUUUCUGAGAAGAUCGGUCUUGAUCAAUAACACGAUAAAGAUUCUCCAGAAAGAAGUUCGUGAUGAGAAGAUGAUGCGUCAUGGGGGCAGCUACGCGUCCAAGUCCUCCUCGUACAGGAAAAGUUUCGCUUGCUCCCGACUCAACGAAAUGCAUCUCUCCGUCGUGGAUGAACCAGACACGGAAGAGCACUCAAGUCUACUUAUGGACACUGACGAUGACGCCUCCCGCUCAUCCCCACUGGACAAUCUUGUCAUCAGUAAGGACCACCACAACACCCCCUCCUUGCUGAACUCCAGAAAACGAUCCUUGAACCAAGAUGACUCUGAAGAAGACUGUGAUGUACAAGAUGUGCUCAGUCAGAUCUACGUUCCCCCCACGCCUUGUAUCAUUUCUAGCAUUGAUGAGGACGAAGCCAUGCUUUCCGGAGUAAAUAAUCCUACCCCAUCCACCUCCGCACAAGCAGCUCGAAGUAUUUGCAGCAGCAGCAGUAGCAGCAGCAGUAGUAUCAACAAUUGCAUCGGUGUAGUUGACCCAUUGGAAGGGCUCACUUCCUGUGAACCUCCUCGGAAAAAGUGUAGGCUGGAUGGAGAUGAUGAGGACGAAGAAGACGGCGAGGAUGAGGAUGAAGAGGUGGAUGCCACUUCUUUUCUCGGUGCCGUGAGUCAAGAUUGUUCCUUGGAUGAUGACGUUGACGUGGAUGUCGACGUUGUGGGCGAUAGCGAGUUAAGUGACUGGCCCACUCCUCCUGCCCCGAUUAUACCACCACCUACGUCACUUUUACUCUCCUGCUCGGAUGGCAUAAUUCCCAGUUCCAGCAUGAUGAUGCUUUCUCCAUCCGUGACGUCACCCUUGUCAAUGUCGUCACUCCUCUCUUUCUCCUCCACGGCUUCACUCCACUCUGAUUCACUGUGUUCCUCCUCAAUUUCAUCCCUCAACUGUGAUCGGAGCAGUAUUUUAAACACGUCCCCUUAUGCAACAGGCUUGGGUCGUGUAACUCACCUGCUGAGUGAUAAUGCCUGCUCCGACUUUCCUCUCAUGGUCGACAUUCCUCCAGCAACAAGAGACUCCUCCGACAGUUGUCCCUCGCCAUCGCUGACCGUGUCAACUUCCUCCUCCUUGUCUCCCACCAUCAUGUCACCCUCUGCCAUGUGCAAUGGACUAAUGAGCCCACUCGUCCUUCCUUGCGCCCCCACAGGACUCUCAUUGCCCCUGCUUUCACCCACCACCAUGUCAAUCACCAGCCCACCGCAACACCACUGCUCCAGCUCCUCGGAAGAGUCAAACUCUGGGGACGAUGAAGACAUGCUACUUUCAUCAUCGGAAACCAAGGAGAACUGUUCGCUCCAUCUCUCACUCCCAUUGUCCGGACUUCAUUCUCCUCUCGUUGACCACAACUCCAGGUCGUCCAACAGUGGUGGUGACAUAUCGGCCAGCAAUGGUGGUGGUUAUGUUAAUGGUAUCAACGUAAACGCGUCAUCCAUCAAUGGUAACAACGCUGUCAUUAAUAAUAAUAGUAAUAUUAACUCAUCAUCAUCAUCAACGGGCAACGUCAACUCUUCUUCCGAGAUGGAAAAGAACCAACAGUACUCAUCAUGUGGACACUCUUCAAUAUUUGGAGAAUUACAGUCUGUUGUGUUUCAUAGUCUUAUUGCAUCACUGGAAACGUAGCAAGUAGGUUAUGAGCAAACCACGUUUUUUGAACAUUGAAACUGUACAAAAUGUCGAUCGGUAACGAAAGAAAAAAAUAGGUUGCAUUCAAGUAUCAUAGGUUUUGCUAUUUAUCAAUAUAGAUAUGUAAAUAUGAUGUCUAUAUGUAUGGUCGCAACUCCUCUAGACUCCAGUCUAACUUAACUUGGACAAGUGGUGUAACGAUUUGACCGACUUAGAAUCAGCACAACUAACCAACAAAUUGUUGCGUAGAAAGUCUACCGUGUAUUAAAUGGUUGAUAUUUGAAACUUUUGCGGUCAUUUUCUUGCUACCACAAGUCUGUCACCUUCCUGCCUGCUACAAUUAUUAUUAGACCAUAGUCUGAAAAAAAACCGGAAAGAAUGGGAAAUAGUAAGUCCCACUUAAUAAGUAAGAACAACCUGUUAUUGUAUUUGUAACAUAUGUGUGCUAGCUAUUCAAUUAUCGAACUUCGUCUGUUCGCUCCUCGUUAUAAAUACAUACUUAUAUCUCGUUCGUUAUCGUCGUCGUCAUACAUAUUACUAGUAAUCUACUUGUUCAUAUUGUGGUUGUCGAAGUUUGUGAUAGUUUAAUUUAAUAGAGUAACCUUAAAGAUAUGUCGUUAGUUAUGCUAAUCGUAUACACUUAAUCGUAGGUCAAGUCGAUAUCGGUUUUCAGAGUUUAAAUGCCCAUAUACACACACAACACAGAUCUUGAUUUAUGCGUAUCCUUAUUUCGUUCCUCUCAAGUUCAGUUAUUCUCAUAAUAAGACUAUUAAUACAUAUAUUUAAAAAACCACAAGAAUCGAAUUCGUCAUCAAAUUGAUAAUACCAGGAUUUCUCAUUAUUCAACAAAACCAUAAAGUUCAUGGACCACAAUAGUUUGUUAAUUUUUGGCCCAUUAAAUUUUCACCUCUAUAAAACUCUUAACUGCCAAAAGUACCAUACCAAAUUGGCCGGUGGUCAUUCAAUCAGCCGUUCGCACUCAUUAUCAUCAUCUUAUCAUCAUCAUCUCUUGUAAAUUAGUGUGUAUGUUAUUUAGUACAACGCGAAAGGAAACCAAUUUGGUAGCAAGAUUUUUAGUGAAAGACGAGUAAUAUACAUAUUAUUACAUACCUGCAGCUGUUAGUCCUUGAACAGUUUUAUGAAUAUUUGGAUAAUGUAUAAAUUCGCGUGAGAGGUAGCUCUUGACUUGAUUGCGACCGAUCGAAUAACGCCAGAUGUGCAUUUCCCACUGUUAAUAGUAUUGAUAUAUUGAAUGUAUUAGGUGAGACUGUUGUGCAAACCUUACUUGUGUAGCAGUGUGUGCUUUGUCUCCUGCAAAUAACAUAAGUAAGUUUGGAUCACAAGUACUAAAUACAUAUACAUACGGCUAAAUAGGUAGGUGUAGAAUUGUACCACAUGAGGAAACUGCUUAAAAUAAUUUACUAAGGUCAUAAGAUAGCUCACUACAUUAUAAAAUUAUUAUUAUUAUUAUUAUGCUAUGUGGAUAGCAGUGCCGGAUAAAAUGACGCAUACAUAAAGUGACCCUCUACAUACAUAAGUACAUAUAGUUGAGAGUGAUGCUAUUACGAUAAGAAUGUAGAAAUUUGCAUAAGUCUUGUAACCAUCGUUCUGUACUCAUAAUUAAUAAUAAAAAGUAUCACCAACUGAGUCUAGGCAGUGGUAAUAAUGAUAGUUCUACAUACGAGCAAAGUAUAAAUAUACAACUCAAGAGGCAACGCCAAUGAUGCCAAUGUAAUUAGUAGGUGGUAAUGAAUCAAGAGUUAGAUGCAUUGCAGGAAAUGAGAUGCAACUAUCGACGACUCAGAUCACUAGUGAUGUCGCCUCUUCUAUCCACCUUAACCCAUACUAAGCAGUAAGUUAAGGAUAAAUCUGUGGGUACGUACAUACAUAUGCAGGUUAGUUUUAUGGUGAUACCUUUAGUGAUAAUGAGAUAACGAUGCCUAAAUUAUUAUUUAUAGUUCCAAAGGUCGAAUCAGAGAUAUCUGAUGAUUCCUCAUUAACGUACGGCUAUUACAGACAGAUAUAUGUUCAUCGUUAUUGUAGACAAUUUACUAAUAAUUCAUCACAGCACAUGGAUGAUUGAUUUCAAAGACUUCAUCUCUCGGGUGGUUCUUGUGUGAAAUGAGACUAGACUUUUUUUCAAACUUGACGGAACUGGGGAAUAUAAAAUGUCGGAUAAAACUAUGGACUAAACAAAACGUACACACCGUAAUUAAUAUUAUCACGCACACUAGAUUAUCCACGUUUAUCUUUAAAUGCUUCAAUAAAUGACACACAUAUAUACACACACAUACAAUGUGUAAAGGACAGUGUUAAACAUGGUACAAAUACGAUUCAAGUAGACAAGUCCUUUCAAACCUUUAUCUAUCCCCAGCAAACACUAAUUCAUUCAUUUUCUAUAGACUUUUCCUUUCCGUUACCAUAUAAUAAUGUUAUUGUCCUCGUUAUAUGAACUGAUUUGGUGAUGAUUGAUAUAGGGCUUUGAGUUGUUGAUCCCAACAGAACUGAAAUUAAUCGAGCUAUUUAUUCCUGUGUUGGAAUUCAUUCUCUGUCUCACCACAACAUUAAUUAAUAAUAUUUUAUAUUAACGCGUACGAGAUUUUCUUUCCCCUGCUUAUCCACUAAAUAAAUACAUGUAUGUAUGCAGUACUGUCUGACUAUGUAGCAAAUGCUGCUGCGAAAGAAAAAACAGGAACAAGUAGAACUCAUAUAUUCACUCUUGCCUAUUAGAAAACGCUUGUUAUUAGUCGCAAGUGUUGCCACACUCAGAUAUAAACCAUGCCUUACCUUACCUUUCCUGAUGAAAUAGCUUCACUUUUUUGGAACAAGUUCAAAAGUCAAUGUCGUAUAGGAGAUAAAUUUGUUAUUCGUGAUGGGAAGCAUGCAUAUGUACGAGUCAUAUAAAUAUAUAGCUAACAGGCUUUCCGGUUUAUGUUUCCCUUUAAUUGCUAUCACUGUAACUGUCCAAUGAGCAGCGUUCUUAAGACAGCCAUCAUCAACUUACAUACAUAUUGGAUAUCGGUAGACACAAACAUAUACAUGCGUACAUACAUACACAAGAUGAGUUUCAGACUCAUCAAGACUACAAUGCUGGACAAGGGUACAUUUAUUUAUUACAUAGAAAGGACCAUUCAUGAUAAUUUACAGUUGAAAUUGACCAACAGAUUGUGUAUGUACUUGGCUUGAAUGAUGUUACGUACUCCUCAAUUCAUACCUUAUUAGAAAUAUAUGUACUACAUGGAAAAUGCAAAUAGUUUAAAGUUCAUAAUAUACACGAGAUUUACAGUCCGAAAAGCUAAAAAACAUUACAGUCAUCCAUUAAUUUCAACGUAUAAUGUAUUCUAGUGACUUGAUAAUAACCAUUCAGCUACAUAUAACGAGUGAAUAUAACGCGUGGUGGGUGCAUGUUUUUGUUGGCCACUAAUUACCAACUUCCUCAUCGGUUACCUAACUUUGCCGCAACUAAAUAAUAAAUAUAUGCUGUCACCCAACUACUAUAUUAAUUAAUUAAUUAAUUAAUUAAAUAUAUAAAUACCGAUAUCGAAUCAAUACUUGACUUACGAUUAGUUUAAUUUUUUGUUAUCAUCAUAUCCAUACAGUUUCACACUUAAUAAUAUUUAAGGAUCAUCAUAAUUUAAGACAUAAUAUAAAAUUAUAAUAAGAAGAUGAAUAUUAUUAUUCUCUUUUGUUUUGCAAAAAAAAUAUUAAUCGUGACCAUAAAAGUCUGUUUGUUUUCUAUAAAGUCCUUUCAACAUAAAUAUUUGUUGUAUAUGUGAUCAAGUUUUCAAACUCAAAUGGAAAUGUGCAUUUGUGUACUUUUUGUUUUAUUUUUCAAAUCUAUGUAAUCUAGAUUGGUACUACUUUACGGUAGAAACUUGAUUAUAACUUAACCCCGAAUUUCUUUCAGAAUCCUGUGCACGUCGUUAGUUAAUUGGCACAGUGGUCGCAAACGAUGCCUAUAUUGGUUCGGAUAUAUUUUAUGUGCAUACAUACAUAUGUUAUAUUUAUUGUAGCAAAUAAACUGCUUAGAACUUUAGAGAUUACUUAUACGCUGUACAACUGCAAUUAAGUUAAGAAAACUUUGUAAAAUGAAAUGACGGCAUUCGUGGAAGCAUGAACAAAAAUGUCACUCCGAGUAGCACGAUGAAUGUACACAUACAGGUCGCAUGGAAAGUUGUACGAUACUAACAUUUAAUCAAAGGAGAUAAAACAUCAAAACCAAACAGAAAAUUAAUCAAUAUACUGUUAGUUCAAUAUGAAGUAUGUAAUGUUAUACAUAACUCGAUGAUGGUUAUUAUAUGAUACGUUACAAAUACGAAUAAAAUGAAAAAUAUCAAAA
This is a messenger RNA of Folsomia candida, 7384 nucleotides long. RefSeq lists its product as uncharacterized. The record is from RefSeq and is a predicted model, not a curated record. The transcript is spliced from 4 exons. Gene Ontology annotation, cellular component: nucleus. Lineage: Eukaryota; Metazoa; Arthropoda; Collembola; Entomobryomorpha; Isotomidae. Bases 1204 to 3042 code for a protein of 612 amino acids.